CUCUCUCUCUCCAACGCGCGCGCGCGCGGAAGAGAGCUCUCUCCUGAAUCAGCUCUCUUCCCCGCGAUCUCUCCUACUUUUCCUCUCCGGAGAAAGCUACGUGCGCCACCCCCACCACCCCGCCCCGCCGUCGUCGAGGCGCUGGCGCCGGCGGGCUGGACAUGGCCGGAGCGCCGUGCCUCCUGCGCGUGCUAGCCGUCUCCUCCUGCCUCUGCCUCCUCGCCGACGCCGCGCGCCUCCUGGCGGCGGCGCCGGCGGAGGAAGCCGACGCGCUGCUCAAGCUCAAGGCCGGCAUCGUGGACGGCGGCGGCGCGCUGGACACCUGGGCCGCCGGCACGAGCCCCUGCGAUGGCGGCACCUCGGCGUGGGCCGGCGUGGUGUGCAGCAAGGGCAGCGUGCUCGGCCUGCAGCUGGAGAAGGAGGGCCUGUCCGGCGAGCUCGACCUCGCCCCGCUCAAGAGCCUCACCGGCCUCCGCACGCUCAGCUUCAUGGACAACGAGUUCGCCGGCGCCAUGCCCGACGUGAAGGGCCUCGGCGGGCUCCGCGCCAUCUUCCUGUCCGGGAACAAGUUCUCCGGCGAGAUCCCCGCCGACGCGUUCGCCGGGAUGGGCUGGCUCAAGAAGGUGUCCCUGUCGCGGAACGGCUUCACCGGCGCCAUCCCGGCCUCGCUCGCCGCCGUGCCGAGGCUCCUCGACCUCCAGCUCAACGACAACAAGUUCACGGGCAAGAUCCCCGACUUCCCCCAGAAGGAUCUCAAGGUGUUCGACGUCUCCAACAACGAGCUGGAUGGGGAGAUCCCGGCGAGCCUCAAAUCAAUCGAUCCACAGAUGUUCGAGGGCAACAAGAAGCUCUGCGGCGCGCCAGUCGACGCGAAAUGCGAGGCGCCAUCCCCAGCGGCAACGACGUCGCCGCCGGCGGCGACAUCCGGCAAGAUCGGGACCUCGCCGUCUCCCACGGCCGCCGCCGAGACAACCACAACGGGCACAGUGCCAGCCGAGGAGGGGACGCAGGGCGCGACGAAGCCCACCAAGGGAUCGACGUCGUUCGGCGUCCUCGCCGCGUUCCUCGGCACGCUGGCCAUCAUCGGCUUCGCGGUGGUCGAGCUCCAGAGGCGGCGAGAGUACAACACCCAGAACUUCGGCCCUGCAGCUUCAACCAAGCCCACAUUGCCAUCAGCUCCCGCGUCACCAGCAACCAAGCCCACGCACGCCGCCGCCGCCGCCACCGCCGCAGCCGCCACCACCGGAGGAGGCGGCGCGCGAAGCAGCAGCGUGAGCGGGAGCACGGCGAGGGGCGGCGGCGGGAAGGCGGGGGAGCAAGGGCGGCUGACGUUCGUGCGGGACGACGACAGGGGGAGGUUCUUCGAGCUGCAGGACCUGCUGAAGGCGUCGGCGGAGGUGCUCGGCGCCGCCAACCUCGGCGUGUGCUACCGCGCUACGCUCACCGGCGGCCACUCCGUGGUGGUGAAGCGGUUCAAGGAGAUGAACCGCGUGGGGAAGGAGGACUUCGAGGAGCACAUGCGGCGGCUCGGCCGCCUCUCCCACCCCAACCUCCUCCCGCUCAUCUCCUACUACUACCGCAAGGAGGAGAAGCUCCUCAUCCACGACUACGUCCCCAACAAGAGCCUUGCUCACCUCCUCCACGGUGAGGGUCGGAGGGUGAAGAAGCUGGUGCACUGGCCGGCGAGGCUGAAGCUGGUGAAGGGGGUGGCGCGAGCGCUCCAAUACCUGUACGACGAGCUGCCGAUGCUGACGGUGCCGCACGGCCACCUCAAGUCGUCCAACAUCCUCCUCAACGACCGCUUCGAACCGCUGCUCACCGACUACUCGCUGGUCCCGGUGAUGAACCAGUCGCACUCGGCGCAGCUCAUGGUGGCCUUCAAGUCGCCGGAGCGGAGGCAGUUCGGCCGCUCCUCCAAGAAGAGCGACGUCUGGUGCCUCGGCAUCCUCAUCCUCGAGAUCCUCACCGGCCGGCCGCCGUCCUACGACCCGCCGCCGCAGCCGGAGGCGGCGACGGCGAACGGCGACCUCGUCGGAGCGGUGGCGUCGACGCCGGAGGGGGAGUGGCUGGAGAAGGUGGUGGACGCGGACAUGAUCAGGAAGUGGGAGGACGAGGAGAGCAAGGGGGAGAUGGUGAAGCUGAUCAAGAUCGGGAUGGCGUGCUGCGAGGCCGCCGUGGACAGCCGGUGGGAGCUCAAGACGGCGGUGGAGAGCAUCGAGGAGCUCAAGGGGGGGAAGGAGGAGGACGCCAACGACGAGCACUCCUUCUACUCCUCGAUCGACGGCGACGAAUUCGCCAGCGUCGCCAUCAACUAACUCGGAAAUCAACCCACAUUAGCGCGCGCAUCGGUUGUAAUUAAGCAGCAUCAAAUGAUAUGUUAAAAAGCUCAUUAUGUAAAGUAUACAGAAAUGAUGCCUAACACACUAAAUCUGAACUAGCAUUCUGUACUUCAUGUACGUCUUUUUCGAUUUUUUUUUCGUUAGCAUUUGACUCAUUUCAUUUCUCUUUUUUUUUUUUGCUAGUGGCACAAAGGCCAGGGCACAGUAUGUUCAUGUCGUGUACAAUAUGAGCGAUUUUACGGUCCAGAAGGUCGUAUAUUUUAGUUUAAA
Molecule: messenger RNA, 2609 nt
Organism: Oryza sativa Japonica Group (Japanese rice)
Lineage: Eukaryota; Viridiplantae; Streptophyta; Magnoliopsida; Poales; Poaceae
Product: pollen receptor-like kinase 4
Biological process (GO): protein phosphorylation
Molecular function (GO): protein kinase activity; ATP binding; protein binding
Source: RefSeq, a predicted model, not a curated record